Molecule: messenger RNA, 156 nt
Organism: Funneliformis mosseae
Lineage: Eukaryota; Fungi; Glomeromycota; Glomeromycetes; Glomerales; Glomeraceae
Source: the annotation of a GenBank genome assembly
AUGUAUCCCAUAUAUAUUACGCCACAAAACGAAGCAAACGAAGCAAACGAAGCUAAUGAAGCAAGAGAAGCAAAUGAAGCAAAUGAAAAAAUGAAGCUAACGAAGCAAAAAAAUGAAGCUAACGAAACAAACGAAGCAAACGAAGCAAAAAAAUGA